AUGGAUUUUUCAUAUAAUGAUUCAUUUUCUGAAUUAGAUAAUUUUUCAAAUAUACAGUGUGAAUUUAAUGGGAAUCUUGAUUCGUGUGUUGGUUCACCUAUAUCAUAUGAAAGAUUUUCUAAUAAAGAAGAUAUAACAAAAGGUGAACAGGAACAAUCAAAUUCUGAAUACUACUUUUGUAUGGAAUGUAGGGAAGCUUUAGCUUAUAAAUAUGUUUUAAAAGAAAAAUGUUGUGAAGAAUUAAAAGAGUGGCUUGUUAAUCAUACAGAUAUUCUCAAUUCUUGGGAGUCAACACAUGAAGGAUAUAGGAGGUAUCCUUUAAAUAAGUAUGAAGAAGAUUUUUAUGAAUUUCAGUUAAAAGAAAAAGUAGCACCUAAUUGUGAAGAGAAUACUUGGAAAAUGUGGAAACAUUGCUUUGUUGAUGAUGAUUUUAGAGGUUGGGAAAUUGAAGUUCCGAAUCUUUUUUACAAUGAGGGUGAUCCUCAAUUUGUAAAACAUUGUGGUGGUGAAAAUUCUCGUUUUGUGGAAAGUAGAGAAAGUAUUGAAUCAUGGAUUUUUAAUGUUCUUGAAAAAUUAUCACUUGAGUAA
Messenger RNA from Strongyloides ratti, 588 nucleotides. RefSeq lists its product as hypothetical. The transcript has a single exon. Bases 1 to 588 code for a protein of 195 amino acids. The record is from RefSeq and is a predicted model, not a curated record. Lineage: Eukaryota; Metazoa; Nematoda; Chromadorea; Rhabditida; Strongyloididae.